AUGCUGUUCAAUGGAGAGGGCGAAGCUUUCAACGUACGCCUGCCUGUCUGCCUACAAUCACACACACGUCUAACACGCCUCCCAGNNGUCGGCGACUUCCUCCUCAGCAUCUCGCCCCACGCAUGGGCUAGCACAGGCAUCGGCCUCUGCAUCGGUCUCUCGGUCAUCGGUGCUGCAUGGGGCAUCUUCAUCACUGGCGCCUCCAUCCUCGGUGGUGGCGUCAAGGCGCCCAGGAUCAGAACAAAGAACUUGAUCUCCAUCAUCUUCUGCGAAGUCGUCGCCAUCUACGGCGUCAUCAUGUCCAUUGUCUUUUCGGCAAAGAUGGCCUCGGUCGGCCCUGACGCUGCGAGAUCUGGCAGCAACUACUACACCGGCUUUGCUCUGUUCUGGUCUGGUCUUUUGGUCGGCGCUUGCAACUUGGUCUGCGGUGUUUCUGUUGGCAUCAACGGUAGCAGUGCUGCGCUCGCCGAUGCUGCUGACCCCAGCUUUUCCGUCCUUGGACUCUUCGGUCUCAUCAUCGGCCUCCUGCUCUCUGGUCCUGCCGCCGACUUUGCCUAG
Molecule: messenger RNA, 558 nt
Organism: Aureobasidium vineae
Lineage: Eukaryota; Fungi; Ascomycota; Dothideomycetes; Dothideales; Saccotheciaceae
Source: the annotation of a GenBank genome assembly